CGGGUUGAGCCUGGGGAGGUGGGAGGAGGCGAUGUUUCCGGCGGUCGUCGGUGUCCUAGGAGGCUGAGGCGAGAGGUAGCUGUCCGGGUGGGAAGCCCGCGCUACCUUCUUCCUCUUCCUCUUCCUCUGGGUGAGGGGAGCGAAGGUUGGGGCCCCGACCCCAUGGACCGGGAGGAGGCGGAGGCCGCCGAGAGUCGGGGCCCCGCUGUGUGGUCCUGAGCCCCGUGUACUGGUUCUGCCUAUCUGGAACACCAUGGGGAAGAGACUGGGAGUCAAGCCAAGCCCUGCUUCCUGGAUUUUAUCAAGAGAUUGUUGGCAGACACCCGUGAGGUGGUUGAGAAGCCUGUACCUGCUUUAUAUCGUUUUCUGCUUCAAUGUUCUGUCACUUUCAACAGAUGCCAGUGGGAGCAGGUGCCAACAGGGGAAGACAGAGUUUGGUGUUGGCCUAAGAUCUGGAGGAGAAAAUCACCUCUGGCUUCAUGAAGGAACUGCUCUCCAGUCAUGUUGGGCCGCCUGUUGUCAGGACUCUGCCUGCCAUGCCUUUUGGUGGCUGGAAGGGAUGUGCAUUCAGGCAAACUGCAGCAGGCCCCAGAGCUGCCAGGCUUUUAAGACAGACUCGUCUAAUUCAAUGCUAGUGUUUUUAAAAAAAUCCCAGAUUGUACAUGGUUUGGGCUUUCCACCUGAGGAUAAUACACCACCUCUUCUGGGGCUAGGUUGGAGCAGAGCAUCUCGGAGGACCAGAGCACCACUGAUACCUGCUGUAUCUUCCAGUGACCAUCAUAUCUUAAUCAGGAAGCUUCAGAAGAGAGAUAGUACCAAGGAAGAAGUGGUUACAACGGUAGCCACACAACAUUUUAUGAAGAAAGACUCCAAGGAGCAAGCUGAUCUGAGUACCAAUGACUCUGCAGAGGCCCAUCAGGCAGUUACAACUUCCAGUCCGUUAUCUAUGAACCUGACUGCAGAGAUUCCUGAUUUGCCAAAGAAUGUAUCAGUCCAGCUUGAGAUUUCAAAGGAUCCUGUUACUGCAUCCAGCACUCAGCAAGUAAAAAGUACUGGGAAAAUCCAGAUUUCUACUCCUGUGCCUGUGGCUCCCUUCUAUACUUAUGCUACCCCUGCCCCCCAGGCUUCUUUCCUGAGCACUUCAGCACCAUACCCAGUUGUAAAAGAAUUGAUUGUGUCUGCUGGAGAGAGUGUGCAAAUGACUCUGCCUAAAAAUGAAGUUCAGUUAAAUGCGUAUGUUCUCCCACAACCAAGCCAAGGAGAAACCUACACCUACGACUGGCAGCUGAUUACUCAUCCUAAAGACUACAGUGGAGAAAUGGAAGGGCAGCAGUACCAGAUCCUCAAAUUAUCCAAGCUCACUCCAGGCCUGUAUGAAUUCAAAGUGAUUGUAAAGGGUCAAAAUUCCUAUGGAGAAGGCUAUGUGAAUGUAACAGUAAAACCAGAGCCCCGUAAGAACCAGCCUCCUGUUGCCAUCGUGUCACCACCGUUCCAGGAGAUCUCUCUGCCAACCACAUCCACAGUCAUUGAUGGCAGCCAAAGCACUGAUGAUGAUAGAAUCGUUCAGUACCAUUGGGAAGAACUAAAAGGACCUCUGAGGGAAGAAAAGAUUUCUGAAGACAAAGCCAUAUUAAAACUAAGUAAGCUCGUUCCUGGGAACUACACUUUCAGCUUGACUGUGGUAGAUUCUGAUGGUGCUACCAACUCUACUACUGCAAGCUUGACCGUCAACAAAGCCGUGGAUUAUCCCCCUGUGGCCAAUGCAGGUCCCAAUCAAGUGAUCACCCUGCCCCAGAACUCCAUCACCCUCUUUGGCAACCAGAGCACUGAUGAUCACGGUAUCACAAGCUAUGAAUGGUCACUCAGCCCACGCAGCAAAGGAAAAGUGGUGGAGAUGCAGGGUGUUAGAACACCAAUCCUGCAGCUCUCUGCAAUGCAAGAAGGAGACUACACUUACCAGCUCACGGUGACCGACACGAUAGGACAGCAGGCCACAGCUCAUGUGACUGUUAUUGUGCAGCCUGAAAACAACAAACCUCCUGAGGCAGACGCAGGCCCUGAUAAAGAGUUGAUCCUGCCCGUAGAUAGCACAACACUGGAUGGUAGUAAAAGCUCAGAUGAUCAGAAAAUUACCUCCUAUCUCUGGGAAAAAACACAGGGACCUGAUGGCGUGCAGCUCGAGAAUGCUAACAGCAGUGUCGCUACUGUGAGUGGGCUGCAAGUGGGGAUUUAUGUGUUCACCUUGACUGUCAAAGACGAGAGGAACCUGCAAAGCCAGAGCUCUGUGAAUGUCAUUGUCAAAGAAGAAAUUAACAAACCACCAAUAGCCAAGAUAACUGGGAAUGUGGUGAUUACAUUGCCCAUGAAUACAGCAGAGCUGGAUGGCUCCAAGUCCUCAGAUGACAAAGGAAUAGUCAGCUACCUCUGGACUCGCGAUGAGGGAAGCCCAGCAGCAGGGGAGGUAUUAAAUCACUCUGACCAUCAUCCUAUCCUCUUUCUUUCCAACCUGGUUGAGGGAACCUACACAUUUCAACUGAAAGUGACUGAUGCAAAGGGUGAGAGUGAUACAGAGCAGACCACUGUGGAGGUGAAGCCUGAUCCCAGGAAAAACAACCUGGUGGAGAUCAUCUUGGAUGUCAACGUCAGUCAGCUAACUGAGAGGCUGAAGGGAAUGUUCAUCCGCCAGAUUGGGGUCCUCCUGGGGGUGCUGGAUUCGGACAUCAUUGUGCAAAAGAUUCAGCCAUACACGGAGCAGAGCACCAAGAUGGUAUUUUUUGUUCAAAAUGAGCCUCCCCAUCAGAUCUUCAAAGGCCAUAAGGUGGCAGCAAUGCUCAAGAAUGAACUGCGGAAGCAAAAGGCUGACUUUCUGAUAUUCGGAGCCCUGGAAAUCAAUACUGUCACCUGUCAGUUGAACUGUUCUGACCAUGGCCACUGUGACUCCUUCACCAAGCGCUGUGUCUGUGACCCUUUUUGGAUGGAGAAUUUCAUCAAGGUGCAGCUGAGGGAUGGAGACAGUAACUGUGAGUGGAGCGUAUUAUAUGUUAUCAUUGCUUCCUUUGUCAUUGUUGUUGCCAUGGGAAUCCUGUCUUGGACCGUGAUCUGUUGUUGUAAGAGGCAAAAAGGAAAACCCAAGAGGAAAAGCAAGUACAAGAUCUUAGAUGCUACUGAUCAGGAGAGCCUGGAGCUGAAACCCAACUCCCGAGCAGGCAUCAAGCAGAAAGGUCCGAUGCUGAGCAGUAGCCUGAUGCACUCUGAGUCAGAACUGGACAGCGAUGAUGCCAUCUUCACGUGGCCAGACCGAGAGAAAGGCAGACUCCUGCAUGGUCAGAAUGGGUCUGUGCCCAAUGGGCAGACCCCACUGAAGGCCAGGAACCCACGGGAGGAGAUCUUGUAGCUACCUGGUCUGUCUACUCAGAGGCAGAGGGUGGACAGUGCCAGGGCUCAGAGCACCGUCGGGUUGGGCUCUCAGACCUCCCAGGUCUGUGGGCAGCUGCUCUCCCAGCACCUGCUGAUCACUCUACCCUAACUUCCCAGCCAGAACUGCAGGUACUUGAAUCCAGAGACAUUCUCCAGGAACCCCUGAAGAAGCUGUGAAUGAAGAGGUUCCUCUUGGAACCUACUGAUAGGCCCCAGAAGAUCCUUACCUCAGGGCCUCUUGUUUUGAAAACUCCUUCCUUGCCCC
Elephantulus edwardii (Cape elephant shrew) is the source of this 3682-nucleotide messenger RNA. RefSeq names its product KIAA0319-like ortholog. The record is from RefSeq and is a predicted model, not a curated record. Bases 254 to 3394 code for a protein of 1046 amino acids. Gene Ontology annotation, cellular component: plasma membrane; cytoplasmic vesicle. Lineage: Eukaryota; Metazoa; Chordata; Mammalia; Macroscelidea; Macroscelididae. The transcript has 21 exons.